AUGGAUUUACAGUCUCCGUCUGUCCUGGCGCAAUUGCCUCGCCCCCUUCAUGCCUCCACCGGCCAAACACACAUCGGUGAUGUCUUCAGUCUCGCCGAUGCGAAAAAACGCAAACGCUACGAAGUUGCAGUCGCAGUGGAUGGAGAGUCUGUGAACAUUUACAACGUUCAAACUCCAAAGCUCGUGACUUCCUACGCUGUACCGCCGCAAUCUACUUUCUCUUGCCGCCCAUGCUCGGUCCGCAGAAAAUUGUCGAAGAAAUCGGCUGUCCGCAGACAAACAUAUACUGCCGUCACCAAGCCAGAGCAUCAGAUCAAAUGCUUUGUGGAGGAAAUUGGCAGCAACGGCUCAAGUGCUCCGGCCAUUUCUUCAUCAACGACAACCGUGACCGACUCAGCUAGUCCUACCACCUUUGUUGGAAUCGUCCCCUCCAGUGCCGACGGUGAAGGAGAUGUGGACCCGUUCGAUAUUUUGGCUGUUCAUGAGGAUGGUCGUGUGCGCAGGCUGUCCUCGGACCUGAAAACUCAACGGUGGAGCAUUCAACACAGUGAAAUUGCCAAGGUUUGCUCCACUCACAAUGUCCAAUCCAGCUUUUUGGUUGAAUUUGAUGAUGCCAAGAAGGCUCUGUUCAAAAGGCGACAGGACCUGGCAUCCUUAGCUCUUGGCGAUAUAACCACCGCUGGGGUCAAUGAGCCAUCCAUCUUGCUUUUGGUAUCGCAGCCAAAGAACACCGAUCGAGUGCCUCUGAAAGACAUUAUUGUCCAAAUGUUCUCCGUUCCUGCCGAUGCGAAGUCAGAGUCUCGCUUGGACGAAAGCCAGCGUCUUCGCCAUCUCCAAACUUUCCACAUCCCCGACGUGAACGGUUUAGAAACUACCAACGGCAAUGCUACGCAAUGGAGUUUCCAUUCGGGCUCAGCAGGAUUAAAUCUUUCUUUCGAGAAGGGAUUCAUCAACGUCGAUCUCUCUCAGUACUCCCCCUCUGUGACCUCGCAGUUCGUCCUUGAUGACGAGAACUUUACCUCAGUUAUGCGCAUUUCUCCACAAUCCAUCAUUGGUGCACAGCAAUCACUUGUAGCUGUUUAUGAUACCCAGUAUCAUUCUGUGCAACGCAGCAUUCCAGCCCACGACCUUUUGUCAAGCACUGGGUCAAACGCAGAGACUCCCACAAACUUCAUCAGCUACUUCGCCAAGCUUGGAAUUGCAGUGGCGACCAAGGGAAACACUCUUAUCGCUUUCGAUUUGAGCUCUCUCCCUAGUGCACCUAGCUCAUCUUUGAAGCGUACAAGGGAUAGCCUGCUCAUCGAUGCUAUUGGCCGAGGUAUCGGCUCAUCUUCUGCACAAUGGGACGUUUCUUCCAAAAAGCACCGGUCUGACAACAUGGCAUUCCUUCGACUCACUUCACCAGAGCAAGUUGCCAAAUGGACCCAGCUCACAAACACCGUCGAGAAGGCCACCAAGGCUAAGAAUGUUGACUUGUUCGAUAAUGCUGUAUUGACAUACUUUAGCAUUUCAGAUGCCACAACAACCCUGCCGGUGCGCGGACAGUAUGUCAACCCCGAAGCGACCCUUUUCCUGUUAUCAAAGAUUUUUGUCGUGGAAGAAUAUGUAUCAAAUGAUAUGGUAUCAGCAUCCUCGUCAUCUCAACUUCGAGUUGCCAUGUGGCCUCCGACUACUUGCGACUGGCUCAUUCGCUUGGGACAUCUCUCACUCGAUAACGUUGAGAUUGCCUUACGAAGAGCCUGCAAGCCCCGCAUCUUGCAAUCUUUCCCCACCGGGUCAUUCAUCCAGGCCCUUCUCGACUCCGAUCCGUCUCUCAAGCAGGUGAACCAAGUGCUUGAGGGCCCCACCCUGAUUUCCUCCGACGAACUAGCCUAUGCUCUCAAAGUUUUCUUGAACCAAGCUCGCUCUCACUCUGGUACUCUUGAAGAAACAGCUCGCGCGAUCACCAAUGGUGACCUGGCGACCCCCACACAGGAGCUUACUAGACAACUUGGAGCUGAAACAGCAACUCUCAAGGAUAUCUUCACUGGUCUAAACACCUCCCUACAAAAGAUUCACACUCAACCUAUGUCGGUCAUUGUUCACUCUCUUCGCUCCAACCUCUCGCGCACAGAACUCAUCUCCAUGGUUCAUCAUCUCCGCCUCUCCCUCGCCACCGGUGGUUAUACCUCCCGUUUCACUGAAAAUCCCCCAACACCUAUCACACUCGACCAAAUUACUCCUGCUCUCUCUCUCAAUGUCAUUGUUGAUCUUCUCACUGCCUCUGUGGAUGCCGUCGGUCCCUCCGGCUGGAUAUCUGCCAUCCCGGCAGUAAACGACUUUGAGGACUCCGACUCUGUCACAGCUGCGGCCAGUCGCGAAAUGGAAUUGAUUGCGGAUAUGAAAUCUGAAGUGUCUGCCGCACUUGCAGGAGUGGAGGAGGCAACUUAUCUCAAAGGAGUCUUGUGUGAAUACCUUCGCUUUGCGGAUCAAGUGGACACCACGGAGACUACAUCCGAGGACGCUCUGGCCAAGAUGGAUGCCGAAACAGGCCCAUCUCACCUGGUCCGCCACGAGAAGCUCAAUGGUGCUGACUUGAUGGUCUUCACCCGUCCAGGUGAGGGAGAAGAUGGCUACGAGGGUGAUUCGGGUGGCAAGAUGCUACCACUAUCGCUCAAGGCUGCUUCAAAUGACGUCUCCCGUACCAAAACCAAGAAGUCCACCGGCGAGGUCAAGAACCGCUCCAGCCGUGAGAUUGGAUACUUGCGCCGCAAGGCGGUUGGCAAGUAUUCAUUCGAGAGGCUUAUUGUUUAA
This is a messenger RNA of Penicillium soppii, 2793 nucleotides long. RefSeq lists its product as uncharacterized. Bases 1 to 2793 code for a protein of 930 amino acids. The transcript is spliced from 2 exons. NCBI's taxonomy places the organism in Eukaryota, Fungi, Ascomycota, Eurotiomycetes, Eurotiales, Aspergillaceae. The record is from RefSeq and is a predicted model, not a curated record.